Schistosoma guineensis is the source of this 1039-nucleotide messenger RNA. The record is from the annotation of a GenBank genome assembly. Lineage: Eukaryota; Metazoa; Platyhelminthes; Trematoda; Strigeidida; Schistosomatidae.
UGUAAAACAAGCCGUUCAAGGUCGUUGUGACGAAAAGGCGGGCGGGUGGCUCUGGAAGCACAUCUGUUGUAGUAACGGUAUUAACCUCCAGUUUCGAAUACCAGUUAUUGGAAACUAAAUACGCCCAUACACUCCGCCACAUUUUUGGUCAGGCUUUAUUCUCACGGAACUGAACUUAAAAAUUGAAAUGUAUGCGUUAUUAGGUCGAUCACCUUCCCUUAUUUCAAAAACCAUCCGAUUGAGUAGAAUAUUCAGCACAAGUUGUAAACUGACCUCCAAUGUGUACUAUACCAAAAAACACGAGUGGAUCAAGGUCAGUGGUGAUGUUGGGAUUGUAGGAAUUUCUAAAUAUGCUGAACAGAAACUGGGUGAUAUAGUGUACGUUGAGUUACCUACUAUUGGAGACAAGAUCAAUGUUAAUGACCAAUGUGCCGUUGUCGAAUCAGUCAAAGCUGUUAGCGAAGUAUACUCUCCAGUGUCAGGUACCAUAAUUGAAGUCAAUCCAGAUGUUGAAAAAAAUACAAAAAUAAUCAAUCAGUCCCCUUUAGAUGAAGGCUGGCUUUUCAAGCUUCGACUUUCAGACUUAUCACAAAUCAAGGACCUUUUAUCUGAAGAAAACUAUGAUGAAUUUUUGACCUCUGAAUCUUGAUGCUGUAACAUAUUCUUCAGUUCGUUUCUUUAGGCAUUACAAACCUCCACCGUUCUUAUUUUGAACAAUUAAACGUUAUUUAGCGUAUGAUUGGGUUGCUAAGUUCUUCGAGACCACCUCAGCACAUUUUAAUCUUAGUUUUAUAUAUUUUUACUUGUGAAUAGCUUCUAUUUAUAGGACAUAAACGUCUGAGUACAUAAUGGCAGAGUCAUAAUAUUUGUAGGAAGAGGAAAGAAUCGUACAGCCUGUAAAUAAACAGACACCCAUGAAAUUUCAUUAAAGGUAAAGUUCGGUAGAAAUACAGUGUAGAAAGUUCUCCAAUUAAGGAAACCCAUCUCACUUUUAUGAACAAUGUAGCUAGAGACUACAGUGUGAUUCUUGACCCGUGUA